AGGGGAAAAAUUGGGCUUUGGUUCCUAAAGGAUGGCUGUGGGAUUUCUUUGAAGAAGAGGGUACAAGGAGACACUUUUAUUACACACUGUACUGUUUCCUAUAAACUCUUUAUAAGCCAGACUUUAACAAAACACCCCGCUAAACUUCCUGGCAGCUCUUUUUUCUCUCUUUUCCUAUUUUCCUUUCACUGUUGUUUUCUUUUCUCCCCAGUCCAGCUGCAGCUGAGCGCAGAGAGCGUGGGGGUGGUGCACAUCAGGAGCACCCAGUCGGGGCAGUACCUGGCCAUGGACACCAACGGGCUGCUCUACGGCUCGCAGUUACUGGGUGAGGAGUGUCUGUUCCUGGAAAGGCUCGAGGAGAACCAUUACAACACCUACGUCUCCAAAAUGCACGCGGACAAGAACUGGUUUGUGGGGCUGAAGAAGAACGGGAACAGCAAGCUGGGCCCGCGGACUCACUACGGCCAGAAGGCGAUCCUCUUCCUGCCCCUGCCCGUCUCGGCCGACUGAGCCCGGCCCCGGAGCUCGGAGAGACCCCAAACCCCGAAACCCAGCUGCUGCUGCCUCCUUAGGGCUCAUCAGAGCUCCGAGCUUUAGGGCAAGGCUUUGCCAAACCUCGCCAAAGCAGAGCCCCUUCGCUCUGCACGAAGCUUUGCGGAGACGAGGGGACGAGCCCUGACAGCCUCCCGAGGUCCUUGGGGCUCCAUGUCCCCCUGCCCUCAGCCGUGUGCCCGUGUGUGCCAUGACCCUCAGCUGUGUGUGCCAUGUGUGUGUGCCAUGAUCCUUGGCUGUGUGUCCAUGUCUGCCAUGUGUGCCAUGACCCUCAGCUCUGUGCCCAUGUGUGCCAUGUCCCUCAGCUCUGUGCCAUGACCCUCAGCUGUGUGUGCCCAUGUGUGCCCUGACCCUCAGCUGUGUGCCAUGACCUUCACCUAUGUGUGACAUGUGUGCCAUGACCCUCAGCUCUGUGUCCGUGUGUGCCAUGACCCUCAGCUGUGUGUGCCCAUGUGUGCCCUGACCCUCAGCUGUGUGCCAUGA
Molecule: messenger RNA, 1035 nt
Organism: Motacilla alba alba
Lineage: Eukaryota; Metazoa; Chordata; Aves; Passeriformes; Motacillidae
Gene: FGF1
Product: fibroblast growth factor 1
Exons: 2
Biological process (GO): regulation of cell migration; positive regulation of protein phosphorylation; cell differentiation
Cellular component (GO): cytoplasm
Molecular function (GO): growth factor activity; fibroblast growth factor receptor binding
Source: RefSeq, a predicted model, not a curated record